Messenger RNA from Pundamilia nyererei, 1275 nucleotides. NCBI's taxonomy places the organism in Eukaryota, Metazoa, Chordata, Actinopteri, Cichliformes, Cichlidae. The record is from RefSeq and is a predicted model, not a curated record.
GCUGCAUCACCCACCACAACAGCAGCACCAACCACAUCCACUGUGGCACUAUCCACAACAACAGCUGCUCCAACGACAGUAGCUCCACCAACAACAACAACUGCUGCUCCAACCACAGCAAACACUGCACCAACUACAACAACAGCUGCACCAACCACAACAACUCCUGCUCCAACCACAACCACUGUGGCACCAACCACAACAACUCCUGCUCCACCAUCGACAACAGCUGCUCCAACAACAGCAGUAUCUGCUGUGACCACAGCCACAGCCACCGCAUCUGCAACCACAACAACUGCUGCACCAACAAUGACAACAGCUGCUUCAACCACAACCACAGCUACCCCAACAACAAGCCCAGAUGCUCCAACAACAUCAACAGCCUCACCAACCAUAAAAUCACCUCUAACAUCAGCUGUUGCUCAUACCACAAUACCUGUUUCAACAGCAUCAUCAACAACAACAACAGCUACUCCAAAUCCAAGCACUGCGUCAACAACCAAAACAACAGCUAGUGCAAAAGCGAACAAAAAGGAGGACGCUAGCUUAACACUGGAGGCUAUCACCAUGCUGCUCCAGCAGCACCGAGAUGAGUUGGCAUCUGAAUUUAAGACCUCAAUUAACGCCCUCGAUUCAAAACUGGACCAGGUACGACAAGCCCAAGAGGAACAGGCCGAGAGAGUUUCAUUCUUGGAGCUUGCAACUGAAGACCUGAGCCAACGUGUCGCUGACCUUGAAAACACGUGUGCCGCUCUUCGCGAAGACAACAACCAGCUAAAGAACAAAGUCACCGACCUGGAGCGCCGUAGUAGGCGUCAGAACAUCCGCAUCCUUGGACUGCCUGAAGACACUGAAAGUGGGUGCCCCACUCACUUCUUUUCCAACCUUCUCUGUGAGUUAUUGGGCAAAGAAAUGCUUCAGUCUCCACCGGAGCUCGAUAGAGCGCACCGCUCCCUCGCAGCGAAGCCGCCCGUGGGACGCCCACCUCGCCAGGUGAUCAUCCGCCUGCACCGAUACCAGAUCAAGGACCUCAUCAUCCGAGAAGCUAGGAGGAGGGGGAAAUUCGACUACCGAGGCGUGCCUAUCCAAAUUGUGAAGGACUACAGUCCCAAGGUCCUCAAUCAGCGGGCGCAGUACAAGGACAUUAUGUCGGAGCUCUAUGGGCGAGGCCUGAGGCCGGCUCUCCUCUUCCCAGCACAGCUUCGCAUAACGCAGGCCAGCGGUGCCAGAAAGUUUUUCAGCUCCGUGGAUGGACCAGGCUCAACAGUACAUUGA